Drosophila novamexicana is the source of this 6063-nucleotide messenger RNA. RefSeq names its product collagen alpha-1(IV) chain (gene vkg). The transcript has 10 exons. The record is from RefSeq and is a predicted model, not a curated record. Gene Ontology annotation, molecular function: extracellular matrix structural constituent. Gene Ontology annotation, cellular component: collagen trimer. The coding region runs from base 188 to 5704 and encodes 1838 amino acids. NCBI's taxonomy places the organism in Eukaryota, Metazoa, Arthropoda, Insecta, Diptera, Drosophilidae.
GUGGGGAGUGUGUUGUGCUCGACGAACGCAGCAGCACAGCAAAUCAAGUGGCGAACCCGCACGCAGCAGCAUUUUGUUUUCGUGUGUGUUUUCGCAGUGACAUUUUAAGUUUGUCCAGUUCCAGUUCCAGUUCCAGUUCCAGUUGCAGUACCAGUUCCAGUUCGAGCUUGUGGUCAGGCUUGCCACCAUGAUGUUGCCCAGAGAUCUAGCUGGUCUCUCGGGUGUGCUAGGCGCAGUCUAUCUGUUUGCCAGCGUUGUGUCCUUUGCGGCGGCAAAGGAAUGCAACACAACGCUGUGCGACUGCAAGGGCAUCAAGGGACGCAUGGGCGAUCUUGGCUUGAAGGGCGUGCCCGGACGUGAGGGCGCGCCCGGCGAUAUGGGUCCGUUUGGACCGCCCGGACGUUUCGGCGAGAAGGGUGAUUUCGGCGAAUACGGCGAACAGGGCGAAAAGGGACAUCGGGGUGAUGCUGGACCGCAGGGCGAGACUGGUUUUCCGGGCGCACGCGGCUUUCCCGGCGACGAUGGCACUCCCGGACCGCGCGGCAUCGAUGGCUGCGACGGUCGUCCCGGUGCCCAGGGCGAUGCAGGUAAGCCGGGUGAAAAUGGUGCUCGUGGACCCAUGGGCAAGCCCGGUUCCCCUGGCUCCCCUGGUGAUGCCGGCGAGGGCGGCAUCAACUCCAAGGGCACCAAGGGUAAUCGCGGUGAGCUCGGACCAGAUGGCACCGAUGGUCAGCCGGGUUUUGGCGGCGCAACCGGACACAAGGGCGACAUUGGCUUCGCCGGCAUUGAGGGCAGAAAGGGCGAACAGGGUCCUCAGGGCUACAAGGGUGAAAUGGGCGUGCCUGAGAGCUAUCCCAUGCUGCAGGGCGUCAUGGGCGACAAGGGUGAGCCCGGCGAGGGUGAACCCGGUGCUCUGCGCUACGAUGAAACCCUGAAGGGCUACAAAGGCUAUGCUGGGCCACGUGGUGAGCGCGGACCACCCGGCAUAUUCGGCGAGCCGGGACAAUUUGGACGCGAUGGCUUGCCAGGCAUCCGAGGCGACCACGGCGAGCGCGGCGACCGUGGCAAGCCCGGUCGUGAUGGUCCCCAAGGCGGACCCGGCGAUAAGGGCGUUAAAGGCGCUCCGGGCUACAAUGGUGACGAUGGUGAAGACGGCCGGCCGGGUGAGCGCGGCGAGGACGGCUUCGAUGGCAUGCCUGGUAUUCAGGGUCCCGUCGGACCACCCGGUAUUUACGACCCCACCUUGGAUAGGUCGCUGCCCGGUCCGAUUGGACCGCAGGGUGACAUCGGACCCGUUGGAAACCCCGGCUUGAAUGGCAUUCCCGGCAAGCAAGGACGUCGCGGCCCUCAGGGUCCGCCAGGCCCGCCUGGAGAUGAAGGUCUCAGUGGCAACCGUGGUCCACCCGGACGCAGCGAGAAAGGCGAGGAGGGUGACUACGGCCUGAUGGGUCCACCCGGCCCACAAGGUGCACCCGGCGUGGCUGGUCCUCCGGGUCGUACUGGCUACCAAGGCAGCCCAGGCCUCAACCUGUACGGACCAAAAGGUCAAGCUGGCCAAAACGGAAUUCCCGGCGUCGAUGGCUAUCGUGGCGAUCGUGGAGAUGUCGGCUUGCCCGGUGACAAGGGCUUGCCAGGUGAAGGUUUGAACAUUGUUGGACCACCCGGCUCUCAGGGUCCGCCCGGAAGACGUGGCAGACCCGGUAUUGACGGUCGUCCCGGCCUGCGAGGAUUCCCCGGUGACAAGGGUAUACGAGGCGAUGACUGUGGCGUCUGCCAUGCCGGACCGCGUGGCCUCAAGGGCCUCAUGGGCGAUGCUGGCUAUCCGGGCGAGCACGGUGCACGCGGCAUGAGCGGCAUCACUGGCGCACGCGGACCCAAGGGUAUCAGGGGUAAGCCUGGCUUGCGAGGAUUUAAGGGCAUGAAGGGCUCAGCCGGUAUUCCCGGUGAGGUGGGUCGCCCCGGCAAGCAAGGUCCACCCGGCAAAAUCGAGUACAGCGGCAGCCAAAAGGUGACGGAAAAAGGCGACGAUGGCGACAAUGGACGACGCGGCGAACAAGGUGCCCAGGGUGACAGGGGCGAGGAUGGAUGGAACGGCAUAAGCGGAGCCAAGGGUGAACCGGGUCUUCGUGGAGACUUCGGUGACGCGGGCCGACCCGGCUUAGACGGUGCACCAGGUAUCAAUGGCCGCGACGGUAAACCAGGUGCUCCACCAACCACACCCAAGUUCUAUUUAACCGGUGAGCCCGGCUACAAUGGCAAAAAGGGCGCUCCUGGUGAUGUGGGCAGUGUCGGUCUUAAGGGUGACAAGGGUGAGCCACAUCCCGGCGAAAUAAUUGAGAACCGUGGCGAGCCUGGAGAUGUUGGCUAUCCCGGCGAGCCUGGCUUCCGCGGACCAAAGGGCGAGGCUGGCGAGCCCGGCCUUAAAGGCAUAAUGGGCGAUAUGGGCAUUCCCGGCGAAGUCUUCGUGGGACCACCUGGAGCCAAGGGCUAUAAGGGCGAGAAUGGCGACUAUGGACUACAUGGCCUGCCUGGUAAGCCUGGUAGAGACGGUGAGCCCGGCCUGCCUGGCGUGACCGGCGCCAAAGGAUUCCGUGGUGAGCCUGGCCAAUAUAUUCUGCCUGGAGAGAUCGGCGUAUCUGGCCGACCAGGUAUCAAGGGCAUAAUUGGUGACGAGGGACCAAUCGGCUAUCCCGGUCCCAGGGGCCGACCCGGACCGAAGGGAAGCAAGGGCGUGACAGGUGAUGACGGUUUGAUGGGCCUGAAAGGUCUGCCUGGCAACAAGGGACAGCGUGGCGACAUUGUGGUUGGACCUCCUGGCCGACAGGGUGAGCCUGGUCGCUCGGGCAGCGUGGCCCUGCACGGUGUUAAGGGCCAAAAGGGUGAGGUCGGCUACCCCGGACAAUUCGGCCAGAAUGGCGCCAAAGGCAGCAUUGGAUACCCAGGACGCGCCGGACGAGUUGGCGAUCCAGGUCCAGCUGGCUACCCCGGCGAACCGGGUCCCUCUGGUCUGGCUGGCAUUCCCGGCGAACAGGGUGAUCGCGGCGACAUUGGAUUUGAUGGACGAACUGGCGAUCUGGGCCCUCGCGGCGCAGUCGGUGAUUUUGGACUUAAAGGUCUUACCGGAGACAUCGGACCUUUCGGCUACCCCGGUGUGCCUGGCAUGCCCGGCAUCAAGGGCGAGCAAGGUGAUCAGGGUGUGUCGGGACGUCGCGGUGCCAAGGGUGUGUCCGCCUACAGCGGCAUCAAGGGUGAUCAGGGUGAUGCCGGCUGGCAGGGCCCACCUGGUUUCAAUGGAGCACCCGGCUUCAAGGGUGAGCGUGGUGCACCAGGUGAUUCACUGCCCGCUUCAGAUGGUCUGCAGGGCUUUAAGGGCGAGGUUGGUGCGCCCGGUCGCAACGGAUUACCCGGCUUGCAUGGCUUGAAGGGAGCACGCGGAGAGAUUGGAUUCUUUGGCCAGCCUGGCAUGAUCGGUGAUCAAGGCGAUGAUGGUGUCCCUGGUUACCCCGGUCGCCAUGGUGCUGCCGGACUCAAGGGCGAAGCUGGUCAAGUCGGACCCAUGGGCUCACCCGGUGAUUUUGGAGAUAUCGGCGAUGUUGGCUACCCAGGCGCCCCAGGAUUACAGGGCGACGAAGGACUGCCUGGUGAAUAUGGUCCAAGCGGCAAUACGGGUGAAACCGGCGAAAGGGGUGACAUCGGUGAUGUUGGUGAGGUCCUCUACCUGGGCAACAUAGAAGAUACCCGCGGUGAGACCGGAGAUCAUGGACUAGCAGGCGAGACAGGCCCGACGGGAGAGCCCGGCAUGGUCGGUGCCGCUGGCUACCGUGGUGCACGUGGACAGCCCGGCGAUAUCGGGUUCGGUGGUCAGCCUGGAUUUGAUGGCCAGCCAGGACCUAAGGGCAUACAGGGCGACAAGGGCUUGCGGGGCGUUCCCGGUGCAAGGCUCGUUGCCGAACGCGGUGACGAAGGUGACCAAGGCUAUGAUGGGCUUGCCGGACGUCCCGGUCGCUACGGCCAGAAGGGAGCACCCGGUGAACAGGGCGAAUAUGGACUAAACGGCGCGAUCGGUCCCCAGGGUCCGGUGCGCAUCGGUCCCGCCGGUCCACCCGGCGAUUUUGGCUAUCCCGGACCACCCGGACGCAAUGGACUGCACGGCCUGACUGGACCAAAGGGCGAGCGCGGCAAUACCGGCCGAAAGGGCGAACAGGGUGAAGCUGGCUUUGCCAUCUGGGGCAGACAAGGUGACACAGGCGACCGAGGUGAGCAGGGUGCACUCGGCUAUGAUGGCGCCAAGGGCGAACAAGGCUUCAGCGGACGUCCAGGCCGCACCGGUUUCAUUGGCCCGCGCGGACCACGCGGCCCAACUGGCGACGCCGGCUGGAGCGGUAUCGACGGCGUCGACGGUCUGUCCGGCCAAAAGGGUGAAGCUGGUGUCACCUACUCCUACACGUAUGCCCGUCCCGGCGAUCGUGGCGAGCCCGGCCUGGAUGGCUUCAAGGGUGAGCAGGGCGACAUUGGUGCACCCGGUCUCCUGGGUGCCAUCGGUCUGCGCGGCGUUGCCGGAUAUCGUGGUGAUGCGGGCGAGAUGGGCUACCAAGGUCCGGACGGCAUUCAGGGCCAACGCGGCGACAUGGGUGCAAUUGGCUUGACUGGACGCGUCGGCGCUCAAGGCCAGACCGGUGCGCCGGGUGACCCGGCGCCACCGCCGCCGCCGCCCAAGAGCCGCGGCUUCAUUUUUACCCGGCACUCGCAGUCCGUACAGAUACCCGUCUGCCCGGCCAAUACGAACAUGCUGUGGGAGGGCUACUCGCUCUCCGGCAAUGUAGCCAGCAGUCGCGCCGUCGGCCAAGAUCUCGGCCAGUCCGGCUCCUGUCUGAUGCGCUUCACCACGAUGCCGUACAUGUUCUGCGACUUCAACAACGUCUGCAACUAUGCCCAGAACAACGACGACAGUUUGUGGCUGUCCACCGCGGAGCCCAUGCCCAUGUCCAUGACGCCGAUUCAGUCCAGAGACCUCAUGAAGUACAUUUCCCGCUGCGUCGUGUGCGAGACCUCAACUCGAGUCAUUGCCCUGCACUCGCAGUCCAUGUCCAUACCCGACUGUCCUGGCGGCUGGGAGGAAAUGUGGAGCGGCUACAGUUACUAUAUGACUACCAUGGAUAACACGGGCGGCAUUGGCCAAAAUCUGGUCUCGCCCGGCUCCUGCUUGGAGGAGUUCCGUUCCAAUCCCGUCAUCGAGUGCCAUGGCCAUGGACGCUGCAAUUACUACGAUGCGCUGGCCUCCUUCUGGCUGGCCGUUAUCGAGCAGCAGGAUCAGUUUGUGCAGCCGCGCCAGCAAACGCUCAAGGCCGACCAAACCAGCAAGAUUAGCAGAUGCACUGUGUGUCGUCGUCGUGGCGACAGCUUCUUCACAGUCAAACGGACUUCCUCAACAUACAGCUCCGGCUCCGGCUCCGGCUCGGGCUCGAGCUCUUGGUCGUCGUCGUCUUCGGCAGGAGCCAGAGCGCCAGCGCCUUCCCCCUACUCCAGCUGGUCGGGUGGCUAUCCGAGCAUCGAUUACCGUACGGCACCGCAAAUAGUACGUCAGCCGCAGCCGCAGCCACCGCCGGCCAACUACAACCGUCAGCCCAACUAUCGGAACCCCUAUCAAUACGCCGGCACGCGCCAAUAUCGUCGGCGUCCGCGCGACGACACCUACGCUCCUUAGAUGCACAGCUCCGUUUACGUACUAAGUAGCAGUUAAAUAAUAAAUAAUUAAGUCUAAGUCGCUAACACAAAUAGAAACCCCUUCCCCCUCUCUAUAAAGCCCCAAGAUCUGUGUUUGGGAUGCAAUCUAAUCUAAUCUAAUGUCGAAACAAAAGUGAGCAAAAAUACCAACAAAUAAUAUUUCUAGUGUAGAGCGAGGCGAGAGAACAACAACAACUUCCACUGUCAUAAUCCACUGCCCCCCCACCCCCCACACAACAUGAUGUAAUCCAGCUCUUGAAUUUUCCUCUAAAGGAUUACAGCUUAACACAACACACAACGCGAAACAAAACCCAGUUUUUGAUAAAUAAAAAUUUACAC